Polyodon spathula (Mississippi paddlefish) is the source of this 518-nucleotide messenger RNA. RefSeq names its product caspase recruitment domain-containing protein 16-like. Lineage: Eukaryota; Metazoa; Chordata; Actinopteri; Acipenseriformes; Polyodontidae. Gene Ontology annotation, biological process: regulation of apoptotic process; proteolysis. The transcript has a single exon. Bases 60 to 335 code for a protein of 91 amino acids. Gene Ontology annotation, molecular function: cysteine-type endopeptidase activity. The record is from RefSeq and is a predicted model, not a curated record.
UGAUGGCUUGUUGGGUCUCAGGUUGAAGGCUCUGCAUUGCUGUAUUCUCAGUGUGAUUAAUGAUGGCUUGUUGUGUCUCAGAUGAGAGGUUGAAGGAGGUGCGGACGAGGCUCAUCGAGGGGCUGAACGCCGCAGUGAUCGGGGACCUGCUGGAUGACAUGCUGCACGUGAAGGUGUUGAACGAUGGCGAGGUGGAGAGAGUGAAGGGGAAGACCGGCGCCAAGGACAGGGCCAGGUGCCUGAUCGACAUGGUGAGGAAAAAGGGGGCUUCCGCAAGCGAGGAACUCCUCUACAAACUUGCAGAGAGGGACCCUGCCUUAUACGACACACUCUGACUUCUAAAUCCAGUUAUCAAUUCACACUAUUCUCCCCGUAGAAAAGCACUGAUCCCUGUGAUUAAUACGUUUUUGUGACUAAUUUGAAGCUAUUAAACAUGUUUCAAUUUCAGCUAAAUUGGUUUAUUAAUCAAAUGUAUUCAUCUUGUUACAUCAUCGAUUUAUUAAAAUGCUUGGAUACAC